Messenger RNA from Brassicogethes aeneus, 843 nucleotides. Lineage: Eukaryota; Metazoa; Arthropoda; Insecta; Coleoptera; Nitidulidae. The record is from the annotation of a GenBank genome assembly.
AUGGAUCUAGUUUGGGCAUCUUUGAUUCGUAAUACGAGGAAAUCUAGUGUAGUUGAAGACAAUACGCACCAACCUAAAACUUUGAAAACAUUGUGUAGGGAGGUUAUCAAUGCUAAAAUAAAUACUUGUGAAGUGUUUGAAGCUAAACUAAGUGAAACAGUUGUUAACGAGGUGUUUCAAAACCGGGUUCAAGACUUCGCCAUGAGUUUUGAUUUGGACGACUCUGUGUUAUUUAGAAAUAUAUUCGGCCCCAUAACCGACUUUUGGGGUGAAGAAGCUUUGAGGCGGUUUUGGGGGUUUAGGAGUGAUGGGGUUAUGAUCGAAUCCAUAUUCGGAUCGUUAUUACCGGCCGCAGAGCAAUUCUGCGUUACAGAUAAUUUCUACCAUACGACCUAUGGUAGAGUGUGCGAACAAUGCGUACAGCAGAAUUGCCUGAAAAGGGCUGGGAUUGAAUCUUUAAUUAUCCAUGGAAUGCGAGGAUUUGACGACAAUGAUAGAGUUGGAAUGGUUUUUACCAACGCUGAAUUUCCGGAUAGGCCCCUAGCAAUUUCUUUGAGAAAAAGAAGCCAACUGACGACUACUGUCAUUCUCAAUACUCUGGGGAUUGUGCUGCAGAGCAACUCUAGUUUUUUCACAAAUAAUGAACUUACUUUGUCCAUCGACAGGGUACAGAUCCCCGCCAGACGUAGAAGGGUUUCUUUGAAAGGAGCAACAUUCGUCGAGUUCUGCAGGAAAAAACACGGUAUCGUAAUUAUUAAUAAUGAUGAUAACUAUUGUUUAGCUUAUGCUCUAGAGUUGGGUAUAGCAUAUCGUAGCGAUAUUACUGAUUUUAAAAAUCUUUAA